AUGCUAGGAAAUCCAAUCUCAACACUCGUUUUCCUGUUUUCGGUGCUAAAUGUUGCUUUCGCCGAUGACAGUAGUGGAAAUUUCACCAGCGCUCCCGCUAUCGAGACCAAGGGUAACAAAUUCUUCUUCUCCAACAAUGGGUCUCAGUUCUACAUCAAGGGUGUAGCGUACCAGGCUGAUACCGCCAAUUCUUCAUCUACAGAAGACACCAUAGUUGAUCCUCUGGCAGAUUAUGACACCUGUUCAAGAGAUUUGCCAUAUUUGCUGGGUGCACAAACUAACGUCGUUCGCGUAUACGCGCUGAACACUUCCCUGGAUCACAGCAAAUGUAUGGAGGCUUUCGGAAAAGCUGGGGUCUAUGUUAUAGCUGAUUUGUCUGAGCCAUCGGAGUCGAUCGACAGAGACUCUCCAGCAUGGACAUUGGAUCUUUACAAGCGUUACACAGGAGUUGUAGACGUCAUGGCCAAUUAUUCAAACGUCUUGGGUUUCUUUGCAGGCAAUGAAGUUACCAACAACAACUCCAACACCGAUGCUUCACCUUUCGUUAAAGCUGCCAUUAGAGACACUAAAAAGUACAUCAAAGAUAAGGGUUACAGGAAUAUACCUGUGGGAUACUCUUCCAACGACGAUGAAGAUACCAGAGUUCCCAUGGCGGAUUAUUUUGCUUGUGGUGACGAGGAUAUUCGCGCUGAUUUCUUCGGCAUUAACAUGUACGAGUGGUGUGGAUCGUCCACCUACAAAGAGUCUGGCUACGAAGAUAGAACUAAAGACUUCGGGAAUUUGAGCAUCCCCGCCUUUUUUUCUGAGUAUGGGUGUAAUGCAGAGACACCGAGAAAAUUCGAAGAGGUUGGCACGCUCUAUGGCGAUGAAAUGACAGAUGUAUGGUCAGGAGGCAUCGUCUACAUGUAUUUCGAAGAAGCCAACAAUUACGGACUGGUUUCUGUCGACGGAAGCAAAGUCAGCACGAUGUCCAAUUAUAACAACCUAAAGAGCCAGUUGGCCUCCGUGUCACCUUCUGCUGCCAAGAUAGAUUCCUAUAACCCCUCAUCAACUUCGCUCUCUUGCCCUGCCACCAACUCAAAUUGGAUGGCCGCCACUGCUCUUCCACCAACGCCAGAUAAGGACGUCUGUGACUGCCUGAGAAAUAGCUUAUCGUGCGUUUUAAGUGGUGAUGUAGAAGAAGAAGACUACGGUGAACUGUACAACACUUUAUGUGGAAAGCUUGAUUGCGGUGAUAUCAGCGCCGAUGGUGAGAAGGGUAGUUACGGUGCUUAUUCUUUCUGCGACAACUCCGUCAAAUUGUCUUUUUUGCUGAACAAAUACUACGAAUCCAAUGGCAAGUCGAAGUCUGCUUGCUCCUUUGAUGGCUCGGCUUCUCUGGCUUCGAGUACAAGUCUAGCCUCUUCUUGUCAGACAAAGUUGUCGUCUGCUUCGGCAAAGGCAAGUGUCAGUGGCAGUAGUACAUCAUCCAGUGCGCAAAGCUCAGAUUCUUCCAAGUCUGGAAGUGGAUCUAGUAAUAGCGCUUCAUCCGGCAGCACUAAAAAGUCUGCCGCUGGAUUGCAAAUCAAACCAAUUUCCUCGGCUGGGUUGUGUAUAAUGUCUGUUGCUGUGACAGCAGUCUCCUUGGGAAUGGCCCACAUCAUGUUUUGA
Molecule: messenger RNA, 1650 nt
Organism: Lachancea meyersii CBS 8951
Lineage: Eukaryota; Fungi; Ascomycota; Saccharomycetes; Saccharomycetales; Saccharomycetaceae
Source: the annotation of a GenBank genome assembly